Molecule: messenger RNA, 2016 nt
Organism: Chionomys nivalis (European snow vole)
Lineage: Eukaryota; Metazoa; Chordata; Mammalia; Rodentia; Cricetidae
Gene: Cd14
Product: CD14 molecule
Exons: 2
Coding region: 288-1403 (371 amino acids)
Biological process (GO): lipopolysaccharide-mediated signaling pathway; positive regulation of type II interferon production; positive regulation of non-canonical NF-kappaB signal transduction
Cellular component (GO): membrane raft; lipopolysaccharide receptor complex; external side of plasma membrane
Molecular function (GO): lipopolysaccharide binding; protein binding
Source: RefSeq, a predicted model, not a curated record
GCCACAAAGAAUUCUUCCUGUUUUGGUUCCUCCCUGUAAAAUACUUCAUUGCAAUAUUUACUAGGAGUAGGAGGACUGUUAGGAGGAAGAAAAGUGGGGAAGUGAUUAGAGGUCACAGAGGAGGGGACUGGGUGACAUCCCGCGAUUACAUAAACUCACAGGGGCUGUCAAAGAGAGCAAACAAGCGCGUGAAACUUGGAAACCAGAGAACACCGCUGUACAGAAAAGAGCCUGAAGCCGUUUUCAGAGCCGGCCUGGGCCAUCGAAACUCUCAGAAUCUACCGACCAUGGAGCGUCAGCUUGGCUUGUUUCUGUUGUUACUGACGCUGGCGCACGCCUUCCCUGCCACGCCAGAGCCCUGCGAGCUGGAUGAGGACAGUGUCCGCUGCGCCUGCAACUUCUCAGAUCAGCAGCCGAACUGGUCCAGCGCUUUUCUGUGUACCGGGGCGAUAGACGUGGAGUUCUACGGCGGCGGCCGCAGCCUGGAACAUUUUCUAAAGCGUGUGAACACCGAAGCAAACCCGUCGAAGGACAUCACAGAUGUGCUCCAGUCCCUGCCGUGGGAGCGGCUUACCUUGGGGAACGCGCGGGUUCCUGCUCCGAUGCUAUUCGGAGUCCUGCGUUUGCUCGGGUUUACCAACCUCAAGGAAUUAACCCUUGAAAACCUCGAGGUAACCGGCACCGCGCUGCCGCCGCUCCUGGAAGGCUCCGGACCGAAUCUCGACACCUUGCGCCUCAGCAACGUGUCGUGGGCGACAGGGGAUGCCUGGCUCGCAGAACUGCAGCAGUGGCUAAAGCCGGGACUCAAGGUAUUGCAUAUUGCCCAAGCACACUCACUCAACUUUUCCUGCGAACAGGUCCGAGUCUUCCCCGCUCUUGCCACCUUAGACCUGUCCAAUAACCCUGAAUUGGGCGAGAGAGGACUGAUCUCGGCUCUGUGUCGGAGCAAGUUCCCGGCCCUCAAAGUUUUAGCGCUGCGCAACGCCGGGUUGGAGACGCCCAGCGGCGUGUGCUCUGCGCUGGCCGCGGCAAGUUUGCAGCUGGAAGAACUGGACCUUAGUCACAAUUCACUGCGGGAUACUGAAGGCUCCCCCGGGUGUGACUGGCCUAGCAAGCUAAACUCGCUCAAUCUGUCUUACAGUGAACUGGAGCAGGUUCCUAAGGGACUGCCAGCCAAACUCCGCGUACUUGAUCUCAGUUACAACAGGCUGUAUAGGCAACCUAGGCCAGAUGAGCUGCCCAAGGUGGUUCACCUGUCACUUACAGGAAAUCCCUUCUUAGACUCUGAGCCCCACUCGGAGGGGUACAACUCUGGCGUAGUCGUAGCCCCAGUGCGUUCAUCCCUGGCAGUGGGUUUGUCGACAACGUUGGCUGUUUUCCAAGGAGCCGGCCUUUUUGCCUAGUGCCAAAGGGAGAAAAAAAAUGAACAUUUAGCCGGGCGGUGGCGCACGCCUUUAAUCCCAGGCAGAGGCAGGCGGAUCUCUGUGAGUUCGAGACCAGCCUGGUCUACAAGAGCUAGUUCCAGGACAGGCUCCAAAACCACAGAGAAACCCUGUCUCGAAAAACAUUUACAUUGUCCUGGCUUCUAAGGGUCCUGGUCAGGUUGAUCAGAACUUCUUGACCAACGAAUCCUCUGUCUUACAGUUAUUAAAAUCUUAAACCACGAUGUAAGGGAAAAAAGACAGUCUAGAUGGCUAAAUGGGUAAAGGCCACCAAGCUUGACCCUUGAUUUUGAUCCUCAGAAUCCACAUGGAAGGAAAGACCUCUGUCCUGAAAGUUGUCCAUCUGACUAUUACACACGUGCUGUGACACAAUUGUGUGUGUGCACACACGUGUGUAUGUGUAUACAUACAUACAUGCUCACAAAAUAAAUAUUUUUAAAAUAACAAUCUGCUGGUUUUGUCUGAUUGGAAUUUUGUUGUUGUUUGCUUGUCUGUUGAGACAGUCUGGCUAUGUAGCCCUGAUUGGCCUCAAGAGUCCACGUCAUUCACUCCACAGGUCUUUACUGAGUAUCCU